This is a messenger RNA of Egretta garzetta (little egret), 1502 nucleotides long. It is a transcript of the gene GFRA1, whose product is annotated as GDNF family receptor alpha 1. Bases 93 to 1502 code for a protein of 469 amino acids. NCBI's taxonomy places the organism in Eukaryota, Metazoa, Chordata, Aves, Pelecaniformes, Ardeidae. Gene Ontology annotation, biological process: nervous system development. Gene Ontology annotation, molecular function: signaling receptor activity. Gene Ontology annotation, cellular component: external side of plasma membrane; signaling receptor complex. The record is from RefSeq and is a predicted model, not a curated record. The transcript has 10 exons.
GGAAACGAGAGUUCAGGAGAAACUUCCUGGCCAAGAACAGCUGUGGGAAUUCACUACCAGCUCGUUUGGGGAAACCAUCCGAAGACAGCAAGAUGUUUCUCGCUCUCUUGUACUUCGCUUUGCCCUUAGUGGAUGUACUUUUGUCCGCAGAAGUGAGUGGGCUGCCUGGAGGGGACCGCCUUGACUGUGUGAAAGCCAGCGAUCAGUGUCUCAAGGAGCAGAGCUGUAGUACUAAAUACAGGACACUGAGGCAGUGUGUAGCCGGCAAAGAGAGCAACUUCAGCCGGGCAACAGGCCUGGAGGCAAAGGAUGAAUGCAAAAGCGCCAUGGAAGCUCUCAAGCAGAAAUCUCUGUACAACUGCCGCUGUAAGAGGGGCAUGAAGAAGGAGAAAAACUGCCUGCGCAUUUACUGGAGCAUGUACCAGAGCUUACAGGGAAAUGACUUGCUUGAAGAUUCCCCUUACGAGCCAGUUAACAGCAGACUAUCAGAUAUAUUCAGGCUAGCACCAAUUGUAUCAGUGGAGCCAGUACUUUCAAAGGGGAACAAUUGCUUGGAUGCAGCAAAAGCUUGCAACCUAAAUGAUACCUGCAAGAGGUUCAGAUCUGCUUACAUAACCCCCUGCACCAGCAGCACGUCUAAUGAAAUCUGUAACAAGCGGAAGUGUCAUAAGGCCCUCCGGCUAUUUUUUGACAAAGUUCCCCCAAAGCACAGCUACGGGAUGCUCUUCUGCUCCUGUCGAGACGUAGCCUGUACAGAAAGGAGACGGCAGACUAUUGUUCCUGUGUGUUCAUAUGAGGACAGGGAGAAACCAAACUGCCUGAAUUUACAAGAAUCCUGCAAGAAGAAUUACAUCUGCAGGUCUCGCCUUGCAGAUUUCUUCACAAACUGCCAGCCUGAGUCACGGUCUGUUAGUAGCUGUCUGAAGGAGAACUAUGCUGACUGCCUCCUCGCUUACUCAGGGCUUAUUGGCACAGUGAUGACACCAAACUACAUCGACUCAAACAGUCUCAGCGUUGCCCCAUGGUGUGACUGCAGCAACAGUGGUAAUGACAUUGAUGAAUGCCUGAAAUUUCUGAAUUUCUUCCAGGACAAUACAUGCCUUAAAAACGCAAUUCAGGCCUUCGGCAAUGGUACUGAUGUGAAUGUGUGGCAGCCAAUCUUACCGGUACAGACCACUACAGCCACAACUACAACAGCUUCCCGACUUAAAAACAUAGGAUCAGAGACCACCAACAACGAAAUACCCACCCACAACGAUUCACCAGCAUGUGCAAACCUGCAGGCACAGAAGAAGCGGAAAUCCAACGAAUCUGUAGAUACAGAGCUCUGUCUUAAUGAGAACGCUAUUGGGAAAGACAACACAGCAGGAGUCUCCACCAGUCACAUAUCUUCGGAGAAUUCGCUCGCUCUUCCCAGAAGCUUCUACCUAAGCACACCGCUCACUCUGAUGACACUUGCACUCCCACUCUGUUUGUUCCUAAGCUCAUCAGUCGUCUUGUAG